This is a messenger RNA of Choloepus didactylus (southern two-toed sloth), 3702 nucleotides long. RefSeq names its product phosphatidylinositol 4,5-bisphosphate 3-kinase catalytic subunit alpha isoform-like. Gene Ontology annotation, molecular function: 1-phosphatidylinositol-4-phosphate 3-kinase activity; 1-phosphatidylinositol-3-kinase activity. Gene Ontology annotation, cellular component: plasma membrane; phosphatidylinositol 3-kinase complex, class IB; phosphatidylinositol 3-kinase complex, class IA. Lineage: Eukaryota; Metazoa; Chordata; Mammalia; Pilosa; Megalonychidae. The record is from RefSeq and is a predicted model, not a curated record. The coding region runs from base 188 to 3394 and encodes 1068 amino acids. Gene Ontology annotation, biological process: phosphatidylinositol 3-kinase/protein kinase B signal transduction; phosphatidylinositol-3-phosphate biosynthetic process; phosphatidylinositol-mediated signaling. The transcript has a single exon.
CCUGAAUUGGGAGGAAUGCCCGAGAUCACAGCAUAAAAUCUAUCACUAGCAGCCAGGAAACAACUAUUUAACAAGUCAACCAUGUCCAGAAUGAUCUUAGCUUCAUUAUGGUUUCUGCUUUGGGACAGCCACGCAUCUAAUCUCUGAAAGUAAUUUUGUAUAUAAAACUUGUAAACAAUCAGAAACAAUGCCUCCAAGACCAUCUUCAGGUGAACUGUGGGGCAUCCACUUGAUGCCCCCAAGAAUCUUAGUAGAAUGUUUACUACCAAAUGGAAUGAUAGUGACUUUAGAAUGCCUCCGUGAGGCUACAUUAAUUACUAUAAAACAUGAACUAUUUAAAGAAGCAAGAAAAUACCCUCUGCAUCAACUUCUUCAAGAUGAGUCUUCUUACAUUUUCGUAAGUGUUACCCAAGAAGCAGAAAGGGAAGAAUUUUUUGAUGAAACAAGACGACUUUGUGACCUUCGGCUUUUUCAACCCUUUUUAAAAGUAAUUGAACCAGUAGGCAACCGUGAAGAAAAGAUCCUCAAUCGAGAAAUUGGUUUUGCUAUUGGCAUGCCAGUGUGUGAAUUUGAUAUGGUUAAAGAUUCAGAAGUACAGGACUUCCGAAGAAAUAUUCUCAAUGUUUGUAAAGAAGCUGUGGAUCUUAGGGAUCUUAAUUCACCUCAUAGUAGAGCAAUGUAUGUCUACCCUCCAAAUGUAGAAUCUUCACCGGAACUGCCAAAGCACAUAUAUAAUAAAUUAGAUAAAGGGCAAAUAAUAGUAGUGAUUUGGGUGAUUGUUUCUCCAAAUAAUGAUAAGCAGAAGUAUACUCUGAAAAUCAACCAUGACUGUGUUCCAGAACAGGUGAUUGCUGAAGCAAUCAGGAAAAAAACUCGAAGUAUGUUGCUAUCAUCUGAACAACUAAAACUCUGUGUUUUAGAAUAUCAGGGCAAAUAUAUUUUAAAAGUAUGUGGAUGUGAUGAAUACUUCCUAGAAAAAUAUCCUCUGAGUCAAUAUAAGUAUAUAAGAAGCUGUAUAAUGCUUGGAAGGAUGCCCAAUUUGAUGCUGAUGGCCAAAGAAAGCCUCUACUCUCAACUGCCAAUGGACUGUUUUACAAUGCCAUCUUAUUCCAGACGCAUCUCCACAGCUACACCAUAUAUGAAUGGAGAAACAUCUACAAAAUCCCUUUGGGUUAUAAAUAGUCCUCUCAGAAUAAAAAUUCUUUGUGCCACUUAUGUGAAUGUAAAUAUUCGAGACAUUGACAAGAUCUAUGUUCGCACAGGUAUCUACCAUGGAGGAGAACCCUUAUGUGACAAUGUGAACACUCAAAGAGUACCUUGUUCCAAUCCCAGGUGGAAUAAAUGGCUGAAUUAUGAUAUAUACAUUCCUGAUCUUCCUCGUGCUGCUCGACUUUGCCUUUCCAUUUGUUCUGUUAAAGGCCGAAAGGGUGCUAAAGAGGAACACUGUCCACUAGCCUGGGGAAAUAUAAACCUAUUCGAUUACACAGAUACUCUGGUAUCUGGAAAAAUGGCUUUGAAUCUUUGGCCAGUACCUCAUGGAUUAGAAGAUUUGCUGAACCCUAUUGGUGUUACUGGGUCAAAUCCAAAUAAAGAAACUCCAUGCUUAGAGUUGGAAUUUGACUGGUUCAGCAGUGUGGUAAAGUUUCCAGAUAUGUCAGUGAUUGAAGAGCAUGCCAAUUGGUCUGUAUCCCGAGAAACAGGGUUUAAUUAUUCCCAUGCAGGACUGAGUAACAGACUAGCUAGAGACAAUGAAUUAAGAGAAAAUGACAAAGAACAGCUCCGAGCAAUUUGUACACGAGAUCCUCUAUCUGAAAUCACUGAACAAGAGAAGGAUUUUCUGUGGAGCCACAGACACUAUUGUGUAACUAUUCCUGAAAUUCUACCCAAAUUGCUUCUGUCGGUUAAAUGGAAUUCUAAAGAUGAAGUAGCCCAGAUGUACUGCUUGGUAAAAGAUUGGCCUCCAAUCAAACCUGAACAAGCUAUGGAGCUUCUGGACUGUAAUUACCCAGAUCCUAUGGUUCGAGGUUUUGCUGUUCGAUGCUUGGAAAAAUAUUUAACAGAUGACAAACUUUCUCAGUACCUAAUUCAGCUAGUACAGGUCCUAAAAUAUGAACAGUAUUUGGAUAACCUGCUUGUGAGGUUUUUACUCAAGAAAGCAUUGACUAACCAAAGGAUUGGUCACUUUUUCUUUUGGCAUUUAAAAUCUGAGAUGCACAAUAAAACAGUUAGUCAGAGGUUUGGCCUGCUUUUGGAGUCCUAUUGUCGGGCAUGUGGGAUGUAUUUGAAGCAUCUGAAUAGGCAAGUGGAAGCUAUGGAAAAACUCAUCAACUUAACUGACAUUCUCAAACAAGAGAAGAAAGAUGAAACACAAAAGGUACAGAUGAAGUUUCUAGUUGAGCAAAUGAGGCGACCAGAUUUCAUGGAUGCUCUUCAAGGCUUUCUAUCUCCGCUAAACCCUGCUCAUCAGCUAGGAAAUCUCAGGCUUGAAGAGUGCCGAAUUAUGUCCUUUGCAAAAAGGCCACUGUGGUUGAAUUGGGAGAACCCAGACAUCAUGUCAGAGUUACUGUUUCAGAACAAUGAGAUCAUCUUUAAAAACGGAGAUGAUUUACGGCAAGAUAUGCUAACACUUCAAAUUAUUCGCAUUAUGGAAAAUAUCUGGCAAAAUCAAGGUCUGGAUCUUCGGAUGUUACCUUAUGGUUGUCUGUCAAUUGGUGACUGUGUGGGACUGAUUGAGGUGGUUAGAAGUUCUCACACUAUCAUGCAAAUUCAGUGCAAAGGUGGCCUAAAAGGCGCCCUGCAGUUCAACAGCCACACGCUACAUCAGUGGCUCAAAGACAAGAACAAAGGAGAAAUAUAUGAUGCAGCCAUUGAUUUGUUUACACGUUCAUGCGCUGGAUAUUGCGUUGCCACCUUCAUUUUGGGAAUUGGAGAUCGUCACAAUAGUAACAUCAUGGUCAAAGAUGACGGACAACUGUUUCAUAUAGAUUUUGGACACUUUUUGGAUCACAAGAAGAAAAAAUUUGGUUAUAAAAGAGAACGUGUGCCAUUUGUUUUGACACAAGAUUUCUUAAUAGUGAUUAGUAAAGGAGCCCAAGAAUGCACAAAGACAAGAGAAUUUGAGAGGUUUCAGGAGAUGUGUUACAAGGCUUAUCUAGCUAUUCGGCAGCAUGCCAAUCUCUUCAUAAAUCUUUUCUCAAUGAUGCUUGGCUCUGGAAUGCCAGAACUACAAUCUUUUGAUGAUAUUGCAUACAUUCGAAAGACACUAGCCUUAGAUAAAACUGAGCAAGAGGCUUUGGAAUAUUUCAUGAAACAAAUGAAUGAUGCACAUCAUGGUGGCUGGACAACAAAAAUGGAUUGGAUCUUCCACACAAUUAAGCAGCAUGCUUUGAACUGAAUUGAUGAUAACUGAGAAACUGACAAUUUGGAUUCUACACUGCACUGUUAUUAACUGUCAGCAGGCAAAGACUGGUUGCAUAGGAAUUGCACAGUCCAUGAACAGCAUUAGAAUUUACAGCAAGAACAGAAUAAAAUAUUAUAUAAUUUAAAUAAUGUAAACACAAACAGGGUUUGAUAGCACUAAACUAGUUCAUUUCAAAAUUGAGCUUUAGAAUAAUGCGCAGUUUCAUGUUAUGCCUUAAGUGCAAAAAGGUAAACUUUGAAGAUUGUUUGUAUCCUUUUUUAAAAAACAAAACAAAACAAAAA